GUUCCCAACUCAAAAUGAGAGCAAACAAAGAUAAAAAAACAAGAACAGCAACGACAAUGCGACCGUCGUCUCCGCCGAGAAGACGGACCCAAACCACCACCACCACCGCACCCUCUGCCUCUGUUCUGGAUAGUGAACUCCUGACUGAGGAAGAAACUACAACUUUCUUUAGAAACCUUCAAAUUUCAUCUCCAGAUUCGAGCGCAAAUCCUAGGAGUUUCCCGUACAGCGUGAAGCAACAGUGCUGGGAAAAGGCGGAGAAGGUCAGAGGACGAGACCCAGAUCGCUGGCGGAGAGACGCUGUCGGUAACAUUGUUUUUAGAAAGCUUGUGGGCUGUCCCGGUUGUUUGUGCCAUGAUUACGAUCAUAUUUUGCCUUACUCCAAGGGGGGGAAAAGCACGCUGGAAAAUUGUCAGGUUUUACAAGUAUGA
Messenger RNA from Pistacia vera, 431 nucleotides. RefSeq lists its product as uncharacterized. The transcript has 2 exons. The record is from RefSeq and is a predicted model, not a curated record. NCBI's taxonomy places the organism in Eukaryota, Viridiplantae, Streptophyta, Magnoliopsida, Sapindales, Anacardiaceae. Bases 15 to 431 code for a protein of 138 amino acids.